CUUUUCGUUUUUUGUUCGUGUCGUUCCGCUGAAAUAAAUGGUUGCGUUGCAAAGAGAAAUUUCUCAACUUCACUUCAUUUUUAUUUUUUUGAUAAAUACGAAUAAUUCGCGGUUGUCUGAAUAAUUUUUAAAAUUUCCUUAUUUCCAGUCCAUUCAAUGGAAAUUAUUUAGACAAAAUUCGAUAUGUUGAUACGAUUUUGCAUCUAAAUCAUGGGUAGUAUUAUUUUUUCAAAAUGAUCACAAUUUUAAAAUUUUUUGUAUGGAUCGAAAACGUAAAUUUCAAAUCAAUAAAUGUGAAGCCUCGAAGUGUCUCGGACAAGAUAAAGAUAACAAAUGUGAUUCUGCUUUGAGUGGAGUUACUCACCACAACGGAUACAGAGGCAAGAUAUGUGAUAUUUGGCAUCGAAAAGGCGAUGAAAGACUAUUCACCGACUGGUUGGACGAACUGAAGAGAAACAGUUCACUUCUAAGAGGUAGAGAAGAAAACCUAAAAGUAACACCGCCCUAUGUUGUUACCCAUACUUGCGUCGUUGAAUUAAUUUUCAGAAUGUGUAAAGAUUUGAAACAACCUGCCGAUACACGUUAUCGCACAGUUGAACUAUUCGACCGGUUCAUAGCCAAUCAGUUUAUCGAUUUGGUGAAAUCUGUCGAAAAAAAACAAGAUCAAAUGUCCGAAUGGGAUGGAAUAAUUGAAAAAGUCAGUAGUAAUGCUCUAUUACGUGUGAUUUCCUGUAUUCAACUUGCAUCCAAAUAUUGCGCUCAUUCUACGAUAGUGCCUCCAAAAACAGCUCAUUUGUACUUAAACAAACGUGGUCUAUCGAUUUCCGUGCAAAACAUUUUAGCAUCCGAAGCACGCGUGUUUAAAUCGUUGAAUUUCGAUAUUGGCGUACCUACCUUACUGGUUUACGUGGACACAUUGUUACCUCUAAUGCGAGACAUAAUCCAUGAUAAGAUUUACACCGUUUGCAUAAAUAUCCUCGAUAUUAUUUAUUUGCAGAGAAACUAUAUCUUCAAAAGUCUCAGCGAUAAAAUUAUCAAAAAUUGGACACAUUCUCAUUCGAACAAAUUGAAAUUUUCGUCUUACGAAUUCGACGGGUUAUUUUGCGGCGCUGCUACGAUUACCACAGCUGUCCGGAUUUACUAUCCUAACAAUAGACAUACCGUUGUGAUGGUCAAUAACAAAUUGGCAAACUAUAUCGAAAAACCAGCCGGUGACAUUAUGACAUUUUCGAAUGUAAUUCUUCAAACUGUAGGUAUCCAGUAACAUUUUCAUUUCAAUUAUUUCACUGGAAGGUUCAGUUUUUAAAUUCGUUUAUUUUUGACGAGGGAUUUAUAUCAUUUAACGUGUAAAUACGAAAUACUGAAAAGUAUUUUUUCUCCAGUGAAUAUCAUUUUGUGAUCGAAACGCUUGUUAUUUCGUCGCCGUUUAUCGAUAUCAGUACGUAGAAAUUUGUGUAUCAUUUUAUGAAAUAGAAAACUGAUGGCGAAAAA
Molecule: messenger RNA, 1491 nt
Organism: Planococcus citri (citrus mealybug)
Lineage: Eukaryota; Metazoa; Arthropoda; Insecta; Hemiptera; Pseudococcidae
Product: cyclin N-terminal domain-containing protein 1-like
Exons: 7
Coding region: 260-1264 (334 amino acids)
Biological process (GO): reciprocal meiotic recombination
Cellular component (GO): site of double-strand break
Source: RefSeq, a predicted model, not a curated record